Erythranthe guttata (spotted monkey flower) is the source of this 2169-nucleotide messenger RNA. RefSeq lists its product as uncharacterized. Gene Ontology annotation, molecular function: zinc ion binding; aspartic-type endopeptidase activity; nucleic acid binding. The record is from RefSeq and is a predicted model, not a curated record. Gene Ontology annotation, biological process: proteolysis. NCBI's taxonomy places the organism in Eukaryota, Viridiplantae, Streptophyta, Magnoliopsida, Lamiales, Phrymaceae.
AUGGCGAGACGUAUAACCCGAGGAAACUCGAGCACUCCCACCAAUGAACCACAAGACCCCAAUCAAACCAUUAACGAUCUUUCCAACUUAAUCCGUGAACAAGCCCAAAACCACCAACGCCAAAUCGAACAACUCCUCCAGCGUAACCAAACCCCGCCUCAAAAUAAUGCGCCUCAAGCCAUAUACGAACGAUUCCUCCGAAUGAACCCAUCCGAAUUCCACGGUGGAACCGACCCCACCAUAGCCGAAGAGUGGAUCAAAUCUCUCGAAGUCAUAUACGAUUACAUGCAAAUGACCGACCGCGACCGCGUGCACUGUGCCAUAUUCCUACUCCGAAACGAAGCUCGUCACUGGUGGGAAGGAAUCAAGGAAGGAACGAAUCUCGAAACUCUGCCAUGGACCGAUUUCAAAGUCCAAUUCUUCGAAAAAUAUUUCUCGAAAGACGUACGAGCCCACAAACUCAAAGAAUUUCUCGAACUCCGACAAGGCGACUUACCAAUGAUCGAGUACAUCCGCCGCUUCGAACGUGGCUGCCUCUACGCUCCGUUCAUCGCUCGAGACGCCGAGGAAAAGAAGAACCAUUUCAUUCGUGGCCUCCAACCCGAAAUCCGUAGGGACAUCCGUAUGUCCGACGCUUCAACUUUCCGCCAACUCGUAGACAAAGCACUCAUGGCUGCCCAAGACGAGGGAGAAAUUCAAAACAAACGUCGAGCGACACCAAACUUCCAACGCCCGUGGAAAAAGAACAACUUUGGCAACCGUCCAUUCCGAGGAAAAGGAACGCAGCCCAUUCGCCAAUCAACUGGACCACCGCCACCGCCGCCACGGCCAACCUGCCCAAGAUGUGGAAAGAGUCACCUCGGAGAAUGCAUCCAAGGAACGAGGAAUUGCUUCCGAUGCCAUCAGCCCGGACACAUGGUAAAAGAUUGCCCGAAACCUCCACCGAACGUCCCCGGUCGAGUGUUCGCCAUGACUCAAGAACAGAUCGAGCAAGACCCGUCUAUGAUAGCAGGUACCAUAUUUAUCCUCGAAGAACCCAUUUACGCUCUUAUCGAUUCCGGCUCUACUCAUUCCUUUAUAUCGAAAGACAUAAUUGCGCAUUUAAAUCUCCAAACGAAUCAACUAAACUACGAAUACCGAAUCCUCAUUCCCUCUGGCGAAGAGAUGUGCUCUAACCUAGUCAUACUAAAUUGCCCAAUCCGAGUUCAUACUCAAACCAUGAAUUUCGAUCUAAUCCUCCUACCGAUCCAAAAAUUCAAAGUUAUACUAGGCAUGGAUUGGUUAACCAAAUUCAAAGCCCAAAUCGACUGUGCCUCAAAAACGGUCAUUUUUCCCCUUCCGAACGGCGAAACCCUAAAAUUCCAAAGUCAACCCAAAACCUCGAUUCCAAUUAUAUCCGCGAUCAAGGCAGUUAAACUUAUUCACAAGGGUCAUUCCGGCUAUUUAGUGGAUAUUCUAAAAUCCGAGUCCGAUCCCGAAACCCAAAUAUCCGAUAUUCGAGCCGUGCAAGAAUUCCCCGACGUAUUUCCCGAUGAUAUUCCCGGACUUCCACCCAAUCGAGAAAUCGAGUUCGAAAUCAAUCUAAUUCCCGGAGCUACGCCAAUUUCCAAAGCCCCGUACCGUAUGGCCCCGAUGGAGUUGAAGGAGCUAAAAGACCAAGUGCAAGAAUUUCUCGACAAAGGCUAUGUUCGACCCAGCCAUUCCCCGUGGGGCGCACCGGUUCUCUUUGUCAAAAAGAAAGACGGAUCCCUUCGCCUUUGCAUCGAUUACCGUGAGCUCAACAAAGUCACAAUCAAGAAUAAAUAUCCUCUCCCUCGAAUUGAUGAUCUCUUCGACCAACUUCAAGGUUCCUCAGUCUUCUCGAAAAUAGAUCUCCGAUCCGGCUAUCACCAACUCAAAAUCAAAGAAUCCGAUAUCCCCAAAACCGCUUUCAGAACCCGAUACGGCCAUUAUGAAUUCGUUGUCAUGCCCUUCGGUCUAACCAACGCCCCCGCAGCUUUCAUGGACCUUAUGAACCGAGUCUUUCAUCAAUACUUGGACCAUUUAGAUGAUAACGGGUUUCGACCCGUAAAGGUUGGGUUCUACUACAAACCCGCCAUGGACCCGCCUAUUGUAAACCCGUUGAAAACCCACAAGUUUGGUUCUUCAAAAUCAAGAACCGUUGUUUGA